UUCUUCCAAGAUCAGAUCUAGAGUAUCACUGGAUUUUCCGAGGGAUUUUCCAAGAUUAUCUACUUUUGGAUUACCAAGGAGAUUCUACGAGAUUACAAGCCUGUUGCGAACCCCUUGACUAUCUAUGUUUUCUCCAUUGAGAUAUUAAGCAGAGUAAAUCUCUCGAUAUCUUUACAAUGGAGUGGAGCUUGUUAGCAGCUGCACUUCUUUUAAUCCUUCUUUUUAAUACUAAUCAAUCGUGUGACAUUUCUAAUCUAAUUAGUUUUAUACCAGAUAUUAGGACGUGCAACAAUUCAAUUCUUACUAUAUCUUUUAAUUUCACGAAUGCAACUUGUGCCAGCUACGAAUAUCAAAUUGAGCUCAUUCAUUUGCAUACUCAAGAGAUAAAACGCUCAACACAGAAUCCCAAACCUUUUUUAUACAAUGGAACUAACAUUUGUCAUAUUUCUCUAACUUUGACCGAUAAUGUCACUGCUGAAGAAUAUUAUAACAGCUCGCUUCAUGUCAGGGUUGAUAAAUACCCGUCCUGUUUUCUUUCAAAUAACUUCACUGUAUCAGUUGAUAAGGAUCCCCCGGGGUCAUUUUUAAUUUACUCUGCUGUCUAUUGUAAUGAAGUCUAUCUCUUUUGGUUAACUCCUCCCUCUCCACCCGCUUGUCUAAUUAAAUUUUAUGAAAUAAGGUUUAAUGAUACUACCAUCAUUACCAACAAGACUUACCACAAUUUUACUGAGCUGCCAGCUAAUCAAAGUAUGUCUGUGUCUGUAGGAGCCACUAAUGAUAUUGGUACUAGUUGGAAUUCUACUCUCAUUACUACUGCUAUUGCUCCUGUUGUUAGCAUGGUGAAUCACACUGUUGAGUUAAUACAGAUCAAUAGUACAUCUCUCACUGCAUGUCUGAGCAUUACUGCUAAGGUGUUCACUCAUUGCAUAUACUCACUUCCAACACACAUUAAUCUUUCUCUGUCAUGUGAUGAUACCUAUUACCACACCAUAACUAGUUCCAUUCUAUCAGUGAAUGGUCUCAUUGUGUAUAAUUAUAAAGAAGUUCCUGUUGACAUGCUUCACUGUACAGCUAAAGCAGUGUGGUACAACCUUAAUUCAUCUACUACAGAAUACACUUUUACUUUCAAUACAAGCCAAUUGUACAUGAAGAUAUUCCCAGUUUCUAAUGGCUUACACUACACUUGUUACUAUAGGGAGCACUCUAUUGUAUGGGGCUGUGGUAUCAGUGUUAAUAACAAUGCUUUUAAUACAACUCAAAGGAAUGCAAAGGAUGUCACAGAAGGUUGUGUGACUAGUCUUUGCCCUGGGACUAGUUACAAUGUCAUGAUGUAUUAUAUCUUGAGCAGUAAAGAUAGGAAGCAUGUGAUAGGGUUUAUGAAUGUAUCUGUAAAUGGAUCAACAUGUACUUCACCUGGUGCUGGAGGAGUUGGAGAAAAGAGUCACACGAUGACUCUUGUUGCUGUCAUAGUAUCGGUUGUUGUGAUAGUUGCACUGUUAGUAGUAAUAGGUGUCCUGAUUAAGUUGUUUGUGAAGAAAAAACGAUUAAAUGCAUGCAUAUCUAGAUUCAAAAGAAAAGUUAUUAUAGAGGAGUCUAUCGUUUUUGAUGGCUCAUCAGCUCAUGUUCAAAAUAAUGAACCUGUUGGUACAGCAUUAAAAAUGGAUGAUCGAUUUGACGAUAGAGAUGUUUGCAAUGAUGAAUCAGAAGAUCUUGUAGUCACAGUAUCACCACCUCAACCACGGCACCCUAUACAAGAGAGCAGUGAGACUCAGCCAUGCUCUCCUACACAUCGAGAAUCCACUGACCAAGGAAAGCUUCAUUUUGCUACUAAUCAACCUUUCACAAGAGCUAGUGCUUCUGGACUUAGAGUAAUUCAGCGUCAGCGUUCUCAAGAAUCUAAUAAAUCCAAUAAAUCGCUCCCUCGAAUUGCCUCAAAAAUUUCACAAAAAGUUUUGAGCAUUGCAUCCCAUUUAUCUUUUCAUUCUGGAGGGUCAGGAUAUCAACAACUGUCACAGGACGAUGAGCUUUCGACUAUCCACUCUGAAAGACUACAUGAUUCUGGAGAUCUCGAGGGAGAUGUUCCCCCAUCCACAGACACUAGCACUGGUGUUAGUUUUAUGAUAGGAGGAGGAGGAGGAGAAGAAGAUAAUGAUUAAUUAUUGAUUUUAGACUAAUUAUUAUUCAUAGUCUUUUGCUUAUAAACACUUAGCCUACAAUUAAUAAAUUUAUUUGUUGCAUCA
Messenger RNA from Amphimedon queenslandica, 2240 nucleotides. RefSeq lists its product as uncharacterized. NCBI's taxonomy places the organism in Eukaryota, Metazoa, Porifera, Demospongiae, Haplosclerida, Niphatidae. Gene Ontology annotation, molecular function: protein binding. The coding region runs from base 177 to 2156 and encodes 659 amino acids. The transcript is spliced from 19 exons. The record is from RefSeq and is a predicted model, not a curated record.